This is a messenger RNA of Eimeria tenella, 1704 nucleotides long. RefSeq names its product 3'5'-cyclic nucleotide phosphodiesterase, putative. Gene Ontology annotation, biological process: signal transduction. The transcript has 13 exons. Gene Ontology annotation, molecular function: 3',5'-cyclic-nucleotide phosphodiesterase activity. NCBI's taxonomy places the organism in Eukaryota, Apicomplexa, Conoidasida, Eucoccidiorida, Eimeriidae. Bases 1 to 1704 code for a protein of 567 amino acids. The record is from RefSeq and is a predicted model, not a curated record.
AUGGUUUUGUGUGCGUUCGGAUACCAGAUUGGGCAAAUUGCUGCUGGGAUUUCCUUUGAGGCACUCGACCCCCCAGUGUCGUUGGACAGCAGCAGGGGCACCCUUAGAAAUGCGGAAAACGGCUACCGGGAUCGCCUCGACCCAAACAUCAAUUUAGCAAAACCGAGAAAACGCAGCGGCGAUUUUGUCCUUUUAAACCGAAAAUCAGGUUUGGGCGAUAUGCACUUGGCGGAGCUCGAGACAAUCGACCCUUCGAGACGAAACAAAUGCGUUUCGUUCCUGAACAGCUUUUUGUCUCAGCUGCAGUCCGUUCCCGUCCGGGAAAGUUCGGAGUUUUCGGAGAAUUCGAAAAGCAAAAUAAAUAAAAUGAAAAACGGAAGCAGCGGCGAAGGCAGCGUGGGCGCGUUUGAGGUGCACGUACACCGGAACGGGGUGUACCCGCAGCGGGACGGGGUGUACGUACACCGCAACGCGCGCAACAGCUCGCUGCCGGCGCCAGGGGGCGUUUCGAAAACGCGGAAAAGUGCUUUUUCUUCGGAACUAAGUCGAAUAGAUAUGCCAUUAGACCCUUUUUUGGAUUCCCCGUCAAAAAAUAACCUUUUAUCUGCACUUGUUUCCGAAAUUGGACUCAACUGGAGCCUCGACUUCUUCACUUUGUCCAGACUCACCCAGGGGCACGUCUUGCCCACCGUCGCUAUACAGCUCAAGCGUGUGUUUUUGUCUGGGGCAAAUUCGCUGCCGAUGGACGAGAGCAAAUGGCUCGUUUUUUGCCGGGAGAUUUGCAUUAGAUAUCGGCAAACCCCGUACCACAACGAGCAGCACGCGGGGACGGUGGCGCACCUGAACGUGUGGCUGUUGCGUCGCACGGGUUUUUGGUUUUCACUCUCCAACCGCCAAAAACUCGCCGUCGUCGUCGCAGCACUCACCCACGAUGUGGGCCACUUCGGACUCAACAAUUCUUUCCUCAUCAACUCCAACCAUCCUCUCGCAAUUACUUAUAACGACAGAGCAGUGCUGGAGAACUUCCACGCCUCGGUGGCAUUUCGGACAAUUUUAUUUUACUCCGAAGGAGCUGCAAAUAUAUUUCACAAGUUCACCAGCAAACAGUACAAAGAAGAGCGUGUGCGGAUAAUAGAGCUGAUUCUGGAGACGGACUUGUCGACGCAUUUCGACUUUUUGGCGCAAUUUCGACUUCAGUUGCAUUUUUUGAAUUCGAAAAUAAAUUCGGAAAAGAAAUCCGAAAUAGAUUUCAAAAGUCCCCAAACCCUAAACCCUCACAAAACCCUCAAGACAGACCCCGCGGACUGCUGGACCCUCGCCAAGGCCUGCAUUCGCUGCGCAGAUGUCGGACAUUCUGCAGUGAAGUGGGAGCAGCACUACAAAUGGUCACAGGCCCUCAUGAACGAAUUUUUUGCACAAGGGCGGCAGGAGCUGGAGCUGGGCCUGCAGGUGUCUCCUGUCUGCGACGAGGCCGCCACGGAUGUCCCCAAAAGUCAAAUUGGGUUUUUAAAAUUAAUUUGUUUUCCUCUUUUCGAAAGUUUGGCGCAAGCCGACAACUCCGGAGACCUCGCCGCGAUUUGUUUGAGUUUCUUGAAGGACAAUUCGGAAACUUGGCAAAGAAUUUCCGACAGUGAAAUGGACUGGAGAGAAAUCUCCCAAAUCAACAAGUGCAACAAAUACAGAUGUGCCACUCCUCCGAUGUAA